AUGAAGGGAUUAUCUAGCAGCCGUAGUCAUCAUCAUGGGGUUACCUGUGACCCUCCAUGUGACAGUCUGCCACAUCACCCGGACAGGAAGCCAUAUUUGUUAAACCCAGUGGACCCUCAUCCUGCAGACCACCCUUACUACACUCAAAGGAACUCUUUUCAGGCAGAGUGCAUGGUGCCCUACAACGAGCAGAUUGCCAGCAGCACAUUUCCUCGGAGACAUUACAACUCCCACCACGAACUUAAGGACGAGUGUGCUCUGGUUCCCCACGGAACUGCCAACAAGACUAAUCGCAUUCCGGCCAACCUUUUGGAUCAGUUUGAGCGGCAGCUGCCCCUGAACCGGGAUGGCUACCACACUCUGCAGUACAAGCGGACUGCCAUGGAGCACCGCAGUGACAGCCCAGGGAGGAUCCGGCACCUGGUUCAUUCUGUCCAAAAGCUCUUUACCAAGUCCCAUUCACUGGAGGGACCAUCCAAGGGGAGCGUCAAUGGGAGUAAAGCGAGCCCAGAGGAGUCACAGACGAUGAGGUAUGGGAAGCGCAGCAAGAGUAAAGAAAGGCGAUCAGAAGGUAAGCCCAGAUCCAAUGCAUCAGGAUGGUGGAGUUCAGAUGACAACUUGGACAAUGAUGUUUGCAUUUAUCAUGGUCCCAGUGGGGUCAUGACCAUGGGAAGAUGUCCUGAUCGUUCUUCUUCCCAAUACUUUAUGGAAGCCUAUAACACUAUUAGUGAACAUACUGUGAAGUCAUCCAGAAGCAAUAAUGAUGUCAAAUGCUCUACCUGUGCAAACCUGCCUGUGAAUUUGGACUCCCAGUUAAUGAAGAAAAGCUCUUGGUCCUCUACAUUAACCGUGAGCAGAGCCCGUGAAGUUUACCAGAAAGCAUCAGUUAACAUGGACCAGACAGUGGUGAAGGCAGAGACGUGUCAACAGGAACGGUCAUGUCAGUACCUCCAGGUUCCUCAAGAUGAAUGGUCUGGAUACACUCCACGAGGGAAAGAUGAUGAGAUUCCCUGCCGACGAAUGCGUAGUGGCAGUUACAUCAAAGCCAUGGGGGAUGAUGACAGUGGAGAUUCAGACACAAGUCCGAAGCCAUCUCCAAAGAUUGCUGCACGGAGAGAGAGCUAUCUUAAGGCCACACAGCCAUCCCUUACAGAGCUCACUACCCUCAAGAUAUCCAGUGAACACUCGCCAAAGCUUCAGAUCCGGAGCCACAGUUACCUGAGGGCAGUGAGCGAAGUCUCGAUCAACAGGAGCUUGGACAGCCUGGACCCUGCAGGGCUGCUGACGUCCCCCAAGUUCCGCUCCCGCAACGAGAGCUACAUGAGAGCCAUGAGCACCAUCAGCCAGGUGAGCGAGAUGGAGGUGAACGGCCAGUUUGAGUCUGUCUGCGAGUCAGUGUUCAGCGAGCUCGAGUCUCAGGCAGUGGAGGCGCUGGAUCUGCCAAUGCCCGGCUGCUUCCGAAUGAGGAGCCACAGCUACGUGAGAGCCAUCGAGAAGGGCUGCUCCCAGGACGAUGAGUGCAUCUCGCUGCGGUCCUCGUCUCCCCCGCGUACGACCACUACGGUGAGGACCAUCCAGAGCAGUACUGGUUCAGUAAAGCUUAGCAGUGGCGGGGAAAUGUCAUCCUGCAUUACCACCUAUAAGAAGACACCGCCUCCAGUCCCACCGAGAACAACCACCAAACCAUUUAUUUCCAUCACAGCCCAGAGCAGCACGGAGUCUGCCCAGGAUGCAUACAUGGAUGGGCAUGGACAGAGGGGAGAUAUCAUCAGUCAGUCUGGACUUAGCAACUCCACAGAGAGCUUGGACAGUAUGAAGGCACUAACAGCUGCCAUUGAAGCUGCUAACGCGCAGAUCCAUGGCCCAGCAAGUCAACACGUAGGAAACAAUACUGCCACCGUCACCACCACCACAACCAUUGCCACUGUUGCAGUAGAGGACAGAAAGAAGGACCACUUCAAGAAAAACAGAUGCUUAUCUAUUGGAAUACAGGUUGAUGGUGCUGAAGAAUCUGCCAAAUCAGGUGAAAACAAAGCAACUAGUAAGUUCCAGUCCAUAGGAGUUCAAGUUGAAGAGGAGAAAUGCUUUCGCAGGUUUACACGAUCUAAUAGUGUAACAACAGCUGUGCAAGCAGACCUGGAUUUCCAUGAGAACUUUGAAAUAAUCGACCCUCAAGAGGACAAUAUGUGUUCUGGACAAAUGUCAAGACAAUUUUCCCGAGAUGCAAGCACCUCUACCGUUAGCAUACAAGGGUCAGGAAACCAUUACCAUGCAUGUGCAGUGGAUGAUGACUUUGACACAGAUUUUGAUCCGUCCAUUUUACCUCCUCCUGACCCCUGGAUUGACUCUAUCACUGAAGAUCCUCUGGAGGCUGUUCAAAGGUCAGUGUGCCCACGAGAUGGCCACUGGUUUCUGAAGCUACUUCAGGCAGAGAGAGAUCGUAUGGAGGGCUGGUGCCAACAGAUGGAGAGAGAAGAACGGGAAAACAACUUACCUGAGGACAUUCUAGGGAAAAUCCGAACUGCGGUGGGCAGUGCCCAGCUCCUAAUGGCCCAGAAAUUUUACCAGUUCAGAGAACUUUGUGAAGAAAACCUGAAUCCUAAUGCACAUCCACGGCCGACCUCCCAGGAUUUAGCAGGGUUUUGGGAUAUGCUGCAGUUGUCCAUAGAAAAUAUUAGUAUGAAAUUUGAUGAACUUCAUCAGUUAAAGGCCAAUAAUUGGAAACAGAUGGAUCCUCAUGACAAGAAGGAGAGAAGGGUCCCUCCUCCAGUGCCAAAGAAGCCAUCGAAAGGUCAGGUGCCGCUCAUCCGGGAACGCUCUCUGGAGAGCUCGCAGCGUCAGGAGGCCCGGAAGCGGCUGAUGGCUGCCAAGCGCGCGGCGUCCGUCCGGCAGAACUCAGCCACCGAGAGCGCCGAAAGCAUUGAGAUAUACAUCCCCGAAGCCCAGACCAGGCUAUGAAGGGAUCCGACCAGGAGGACUCUCUCUGGCAAGACAAGUCUCCUGUACAAUCUGCCCCUCUAGGCUCCUGCUCCAGGUCACCACCACCGAGUAUUUGUACCUCCUCCUAUCUCUGCUCUCUCCCCCUUCCCCUCCCUCCCCUCUCUCUGUACACAGUCCCGGU
This is a messenger RNA of Cygnus atratus (black swan), 3121 nucleotides long. RefSeq names its product DLG associated protein 1 (gene DLGAP1). Gene Ontology annotation, biological process: signaling. Bases 1 to 2958 code for a protein of 985 amino acids. The transcript has 11 exons. Gene Ontology annotation, cellular component: glutamatergic synapse; postsynaptic specialization. The record is from RefSeq and is a predicted model, not a curated record. Gene Ontology annotation, molecular function: molecular adaptor activity. NCBI's taxonomy places the organism in Eukaryota, Metazoa, Chordata, Aves, Anseriformes, Anatidae.